This is a messenger RNA of Aspergillus steynii IBT 23096, 1972 nucleotides long. RefSeq names its product aldehyde dehydrogenase. The coding region runs from base 432 to 1874 and encodes 480 amino acids. The record is from RefSeq and is a predicted model, not a curated record. The transcript is spliced from 3 exons. Lineage: Eukaryota; Fungi; Ascomycota; Eurotiomycetes; Eurotiales; Aspergillaceae. Gene Ontology annotation, molecular function: succinate-semialdehyde dehydrogenase (NAD+) activity.
GCCAAGGGAUCUCAGAGGUUAAUGCGUUCAAAAGUUAUGAAUCAUGACAAAUGAUGGAUCUGUCCGCCGAUCGCAGACCUAAAAAUGAAGUGGGUUCGCUCACCGGAAUGGCCAUUCGGUAGUUGGUGGGGUUCGCUGCUCGGGAUUCUCCUGAGUCUUUGGUCUUAUCAUCCACGACUGGACAUCGCAACGGGCGAUCCGUGGCUGCGGUGGAUCCGAAUCUCGACGUGUCGCGGCUCACCCAGAGACUACGCCGGACUAAGUUCUUUGCGUUAUGAAACUGGAGUGGGAAUGGACGCUGCUUGGAUAAAAAGGGGGGAUUGUGGCCGUGGGGUCGUGUCCUUUUUUUCUGAUUUUUGUCAGUUGAUUCUCCCUCUCCUCUCUUUUGCUUCGCUUUUUCAUUAUCUUAUUCACCCCCAGAAUACCCUAAAAUGUCCUCCACCUACGUCCCUCCCGGCUCCCCCGUCCCCCUCAUCAUCAACAACAAAAACAUCUUCACAGACACCCAAUUCGACGUCACAAACCCCGGCACCGGCCAAGUCGAGCACCAAUGUAGCUCCGCGUCCGCUAAGGAUGCCACUGACGCCGUCGAGGCCGCGCAGGCCGCAUUCCCGGCGUGGUCCCGCACCAAGCCCGACGUCCGACGCGACAUCUUGCUGCGCACCGCGGACGUCUUCGUCGAGCGCAAGGAGGAGUUCCUGCGGUACAUGGUCGAGGAGACGGCGGCGGAGCAGAUGUACAACGAGUUCAUCUUCCAGCUGGGCGUGAACCUGCUGCGCGACGCGGCCGGCAAGAUCUCAAGCAUCGUGGGCACGGUGCCCACGAUUGCCGGCGAAGGCGAGAGCGCCAUCAUCUACAAGCAGCCGUACGGCGUCAUCCUGGGCAUUGCACCGUGGAACGCGCCCUACAUCCUCGGCACGCGGUCGGUCGCCCUCGCCCUGGCGGCCGGCAACACCACCGUGCUGAAGGGCUCCGAGCUCUCGCCCAAGUGCUUCUGGGCCAUCGGCGACGCCUUCCGCCAGGCGGGACUGCCCGACGGCGCGCUGAACGUGAUCUACUCGCGGCCGCAGGACGCCGUGGAGGUGACGACGGCGCUGAUUGCGCACCCGGCACUGCGCAAGCUCAGCUUCACGGGCAGCACAGCCGUCGGGCGCAAGAUCGGCGUGAUUGCCGCGCAGCACAUCAAGCCGGUGAUUCUGGAGUUGGGUGGCAAGGCGCCGACGAUUGUGCUGGAGGAUGCGAAUCUGGAGAAGGCGGCGCUGGGGGCCGUGUUGGGGUCGUUUAUUCAUUCCGGCCAAGUUUGCAUGUGCACGGAACGAAUCAUCGUGCACCGCUCCAUCGUCGAUCAAUUCCGACCCGUCCUCAACGCCACCAUCAAGCACAUCGCCGGCGGCGGCAGCGGCGAAGUCGUGGUGAUCAACGCCGCGGCGGUGACCAAGAACCGGAACCUGGUGCGUGACGCCGUGUCCAAGGGCGGAAAGGUGAUUGCCGGCGACGUGGACGCACCGACAGCCUCGGACACGCGCCUGGCGCCGAUCGUGGUCGAGGGCGUCACGCGCGAUAUGGACAUCUACGCGGAGGAGUCGUUCGGGCCGACGGUGUCGCUGUUCGUCGUGGACAGCGACGACGAGGCUGUGGCGCUGGCGAACGAUACCGAGUACGGUCUCAGUGCGGCCGUGUAUACGGAGAAUCUGGGCCGGGCGUUGAAGGUGGCCAAGGGGAUUGAUUCGGGGGCCGUGCAUAUCAACUCGAUGACGGUGCAUAACGAGUCGGUGCUGCCUCACGGCGGAGUCAAGAACAGUGGAUUCGGGCGGUUCGGAUCGGACAUGCUGGAUGAGUUCCUGUGGACAAAGUCGGUGACCUGGAUGGAUUAAGGAUGGUUUACGGGAUUAUCCAGGAUCUGUGAGCUAAACCCAAACAUUUGAAUGUAAAUAGACUAGUAUAAUUCUGCGAUUACGCUGUUGAUUUCAAG